This is a messenger RNA of Haemonchus placei, 201 nucleotides long. The record is from the annotation of a GenBank genome assembly. NCBI's taxonomy places the organism in Eukaryota, Metazoa, Nematoda, Chromadorea, Rhabditida, Trichostrongylidae.
AUGGCUACAAUGGCGAAACCUCGUGCCGAAAUGACUCAAGAGGAGUUGGCGGCAAAGGAGCAGGAAGAGUUCAAUGUUGGGCCUCUGUCCAUUCUCAAUAACUCUGUGAAAAAUAACGCCCAGGUCCUCAUCAAUUGUAGAAACAAUAAGAAACUUCUCGGCAGAGUCAAGGCUUUUGACAGGUUUGUUCGGAUUUUGUGA